AUGAGCAAGUUUGGCGCCAUGAUCAUGGGCCCGGCCGGCGCAGGCAAGGCACGCUCCACCUUUUGCGCCGCCCUCAUCACCCACCUGCAGCUCAACCGUCGGUCCGCCUUUUACGUCAACCUCGACCCCGCCGCCGAGUCGUUUGAGCACACGCCCGACCUCGACAUCAAGGAACUCAUCUCCCUGCACGAUGCCAUGGAGGAGGUCGGCCUCGGGCCCAACGGCGGCCUCAUCUACUGCUUCGAGUUCCUCAUGCAGAAUCUCGACUGGCUCACCGAGGCGCUCGACAGCUUGACGGAAGAAUAUCUCAUUAUCAUCGACAUGCCCGGUCAGAUCGAGCUCUACACCCACAUUCCCAUCCUGCCGACGCUCAUGAAGUAUCUCUGCCAACCCGGCUCCCUCGACAUCCACAUGGCCGCCGUCUACCUGCUCGAGGCCACCUUUGUCGUCGACCGCGCCAAGUUCUUCGCCGGCACGCUCAGCGCCAUGAGCGCCAUGCUCAUGCUCGAGGUGCCGCACAUCAACGUGCUGUCCAAGAUGGACCUGGUCAAGGGGCAGGUGAAGAAGAAGGACCUCAAGAGGUUCCUGACGCCCGACGUCGGCUUGAUCGAUGACGAUCCAGUCGAGCGGAGCAGGCGCUUGAGGGAAGGCGGCGGCGGCGAUGACGACGACGACGGCGACGACGACGACGAGUCGAAGCGGCCCGACGAAAAGGCCCAGAUCAUGAAGGGCGCGAGCUUCCGGCGACUGAACCGGGCCGUCGCCGGCCUCAUCGAGAGCUUCAGCAUGGUCAACUACCUGAAGCUCGACGUGACAAACGAGGACAGCGUGGCGGCCAUCCUGAGCCACAUCGACGACUGCAUCCAGUACCACGAGGCGCAGGACCCCAAGGAGCCCAACGACGACGAGGAUGAGGACCAGGACCAGGACCAGGACGGUCACGAAUGA
Messenger RNA from Drechmeria coniospora, 948 nucleotides. RefSeq lists its product as uncharacterized. Gene Ontology annotation, molecular function: GTPase activity. Lineage: Eukaryota; Fungi; Ascomycota; Sordariomycetes; Hypocreales; Ophiocordycipitaceae. The record is from RefSeq and is a predicted model, not a curated record. The coding region runs from base 1 to 948 and encodes 315 amino acids. The transcript has 2 exons.